Messenger RNA from Ruditapes philippinarum (Manila clam), 1496 nucleotides. RefSeq names its product tRNA N(3)-methylcytidine methyltransferase METTL2-like. NCBI's taxonomy places the organism in Eukaryota, Metazoa, Mollusca, Bivalvia, Venerida, Veneridae. The record is from RefSeq and is a predicted model, not a curated record. The transcript has 10 exons. The coding region runs from base 214 to 1410 and encodes 398 amino acids. Gene Ontology annotation, molecular function: tRNA (cytidine-N3)-methyltransferase activity.
GUCAGCCAACGUCUUGACGAUAGGUGUCCUUUCCGGGUAAAGAUGCCGUUUUGUUAGAUAUCGUUUCGCAUGCGUUCGAAUGAUCCGGAGCAAACCUUACUUUGACAUGCGUUUUCGCGUUAUCAGUAGAGCUAGAUUGGUGCUGUUUGAAAAAAACAGUGUCUUGAAAAUGUUUCAGUAGUCAUCCAAAACAAGAGAAGAAAAUCCAGUAAAAUGGCAGAAUCAAAUAUAGAAUCAGAUGGAGAUAAAAGGAAACAGUUUGGUAACAGAUUGCUUACAGAUUCCAAAAAUGUAUUUGAGCAUAAUGCAUGGGAUAAUGUGGUGUGGGAUGAAGAACAGGAAAAACAAGCUAGAGCAAAAACUGAAGAACAGUUAGCCAACCCAGCUACUAAAGAAGAUAUAGAGAAAUUCGAAAAUGAUGCCAAUGAAUAUUGGAACAAAUUUUAUGGAAUACAUGAGAACAAGUUCUUCAAAGACAGGCAUUGGUUGUUCACAGAGUUUGCAGAAUUAGCACCGGAAUCAUAUCUUUCUGCCGACAAAUUGUCAGAACUUUCUCUCCUUAGUUCUAAUAAGGAGAUAUGUAGAAAAAUUGUUGAUGUUCGGAAAAAAGAUUGUGACACAAAUAGUUCACAUAGUGUAUCUGACAAUGAUGGGAAUCAUGACAGUUCACAGACAAAUUUGUCAGAAUCUGACAACAGUAAAAUGAAUAAUCAGUGUGGAAGUUGUUCAGGGAAUGUUGAGAGUGGGAGGGAUGAUAUUGUAACAGAAAAUGGGGCAGAAACAUUUCCAGGAGAAAACGCUAAAUACAGAAUGUUGGAGGUUGGAUGUGGGGUAGGAAACACUGUGUUCCCAAUAUUACAGGCUAAUAAUGACCCUGACCUGAUGGUUUAUUGUUGUGACUACUCCUCCACAGCCAUUGAUCUUGUGAAGGAGAACAAGGACUAUGACAAGAGACGUUGUCAUGCGUUUGUCUGUGAUAUAUCUGACCCAUCUGCUCCUGUACCUUUCCCUGAGGGCAGCCUUGACAUUAUCAUCAUGAUCUUCAUUCUCUCCGCCAACAAUCCUGACAAAUUUCAGGCAAUAAUUAACAGACUAGCAAGUUUUCUUCGACUAGGGGGCACCAUCUUGUUCAGGGAUUAUGGUAGAUAUGAUCUGGCACAACUCAGGUUUAAAAAAGGUAGAUGUUUAGCGGACAAUUUUUAUGCGAGGGGCGAUGGUACACGGGUGUAUUUCUUUACUCAAGAUGAGAUGAGGGAAAUGAUGACAAAAGCUGGACUUGUAGAGAAACAAAACUUGGUAGAUAGACGAUUACAAGUAAACCGUGGUAAACAACUCAAGAUGUAUCGUGUAUGGAUACAGUGUAAAUAUACGAAACCAGAAAAAACAGACUCAAAUGUGGAGAACAGAUGAUGUUUAAUGACUAUAUUAACUAUAUAAGAAAUUAAAAGAGUCUUAAUUAUUGAUAAUGUACAUGUAUAUUGAUAAAGUGUUUAUUA